AUGAAAAUCCUAAGUUGGAACUGCAGAGGGUUGGGGAACCCUCGGGCAGUUCGAGCCUUGUUAAGGCUCAUUCGGUUAGAAAAUCCCAUUGUAGUCUUCUUAAUGGAGACUCGUUUGAAAGUAGCAGAAAUGGAAGGUUUAAAAUUUAAAUGUGGUUUCAGUUGUGGGCAAUUUGUGGGCUGUAGUGGAUCAGGUAAGGAAAGAGCAAGGGGGUUAGCGCUGUUAUGGAGGGAUACCUUGAAUGUUAUGAUUUCCUCUUAUUCUUUGAAUCACAUUGAAGGCCAUGUAGAAGAUGAGGAAGAUGGGCAGAACUGGUACCUCACUGGUGUUUAUGGUUUCCCACAAGAACAUAAUAAGUGGAAGACUUGGCAACUCAUUCAACAACGUCACAGGAAUGUGGGAGAGAGAUGGCUGUGUUUCGGGGAUUUUAAUGAUGUCCUAUCUGUGAAUGAAAAGUGUGGGGGAAAUGAUAGAUCCAUGGGGCAGUUGAGUCUUGGACGACAUGCUGUUGAAUUAUGUAGGUUGAAUGAUCUAGGAUUUGAAGGGCAUCCUUUUACUUGGUCAAAUGGCAGAAUGAAUGAUGCAAAUAUCCAAUGCAGACUUGAUAGAGGAAUGGCAUCUAAAGCCUUCAUCAAUCGCUUUUCUCCAAUCAAAGUUGUGCACCUCCCUAGGAAUGGUUCAGAUCACGCCCCUCUUCUGUUUGAUUUAGAAGCUUGUACUGAUGAAAAUCAGAGGAGGAGAGUGCAUUUAUUUAGAUUUGAAGAGGCUUGGGUUAAGGAUGAUAGAUGUGAGGAUUUAAUUAAAGAAGCCUGGCGCAGAACACCAAAUCAAUGCACAGAGAAGCUGCAGACUGUUCAGACAAUUGAUGAGACUUUUAAGGAAUAUAGAACAUGGGCUGUUAGCAAAGAAAUAAAGAGAGUUGAAGAGCUGCUUAAAGACACCAAUUUUUGGUCAUCUGAACCGACAUCAGUUCAAGCUUACAAGGCACUAGUAAAGCAGAGAGACAACCUGUUGAGAACAGAUAAGGUUUUGUGGAGGCAGAGGAGUAGGGCAGUAUGGUUGAAGGAUGGGGAUAGAAAUACAAAAAUUUUCCAUAGCAAGGCCGACCAGAGGAGGAAAACAAAUGCAAUUAAGAAACUGAAAGAUGUCUUCGGAGUGUGGUGGAAAGUUGGUAGGGAUGUGAAGGCUCAUGUCAAGGAAAUUUUGAACCAUUCCAGGGAUCCAGAGGACAUAAACAAGACGUUUAUUGCUCUGAUUCCAAAAGGAAAAAACCCAGCUUUACCAAAAGACUUCAGGCCCAUUAGUCUUUGCAAUGUUGUCAUGAAGAUUGUUACAAAGACCAUUGCUGAUAGAAUCAAGAAAAUACUCCCAGAUAUUAUAGAUGAAGAACAAAGUGCAUUUGUCAAAGGUAGAUUAAUCACAGAUAAUGCUUUGAUAGCUAUGGAGUGUUUUCAUUGGUUGAAGAAGAAGAAAAAGGGAAAGAAAGGAAUGAUGGCGCUAAAGCUUUAUAUGUCCAAAGCUUAUGACCGGAUAGAGUGGAACUUUAUUGUUGGAGUUUUGAAAUCCAUGGGCUUCCCGGAUACUAUGGUCCAACUAAUCUUUAGGUGUAUGUCCACAGUUUCCUAUCAGAUCCUCAUUAAUGGGCGCCCUAGCAGAAGCUUCUCUCCGGAGAGGGGCCUGUGUAAUGCCCUAUUUUAA
Molecule: messenger RNA, 1698 nt
Organism: Medicago truncatula (barrel medic)
Lineage: Eukaryota; Viridiplantae; Streptophyta; Magnoliopsida; Fabales; Fabaceae
Exons: 2
Coding region: 1-1698 (565 amino acids)
Molecular function (GO): catalytic activity
Source: RefSeq, a predicted model, not a curated record